AUGGUACCCGUGAAAAAUACCGAGCAUUACACCCUGUCUACGCGUGCCGGAGUAUUACAGCCUGAUACAGCUAACACCGACGGUGUGGUACCCGAUCUUCUCUAUAGGUCCAGAAAUAGCAACGACGUCGAACGAGUACCCGCGCAUCAGCAUCCAGAUCCUUUCUCGUUGCGUAAUGGUAUCAAAACCGAGGAGGAGCUGGCCGUUUUACGACGGAAUGCGGGUAAGAAAGUAGAGAGAUAUCAACGAAAGCAAAAUAAUCUCAUCACGUACUUGCUCAAGACGAUGGAUGAGCAUACCGAAGAAGCUAAAAGCGAAGAGCAGGCUGCACGAUUACCCGUCAAAAUUGCGAUAUGGGCAAGCCUGGUAGCCAAUCUCAUUCUGUGCAUUUUGCAACUGUAUGGCGCCUUCUCGUCAGGCUCGCUCUCCCUUAUUGCUACAGGGGUUGAUUCGGUAUUCGACUUCGGAAGCAAUGUGAUGUUAUUCUGGCUGCAUAAGAAGGCAGCAGAAUUGGACGUCAACAAGUGGCCGGUCGGUGGCUCUAGACUGGAGACGAUUGGCAAUGUUGUCUACGGUUUCUUAAUGGGCGCCGCUAACCUUGUAGUAAUAGUGGAGUCCGUACAGACAAUCGUCACUCAUUCAAGCAAAAAUGACACGAAUGAAUUUCAUAUACCUUCGCUUGUAGCGGUUGGAGCUGCUCUAGGUGUGAAGUUUGUGCUCUUCUUGUACUGCAUGUCCGUGCGCAAGGCAUCGAGCCAAGUCCAGGUACUGUGGGAAGACCACCGCAACGAUCUAUUUGUCAACGGCUUUGGUCUCCUCAUGUCUGCAGGUGGAAGCAGGCUGCGAUGGUAUCUGGAUCCCGUGGGCGCUAUCAUCAUCGGUGUCGGCGUCAUCCUCGCAUGGGGCCGUGAGGUUUACAGAGAAUUCGAGUUGCUAGCGGGCAAGUCCGCACCGCACGAUUUCAUGCAGCUACUGGUCUACAAAACGAUGACGUUCAGCGACGAGAUCGACAAAGUCGACACCGUGCGGGCAUAUCACAGCGGUCCAGAUUACUAUGUCGAGAUUGACGUUGUCAUGGACGGGAAUACUCCGCUAUGGAAGGCGCACGACAUUAGCCAGCAGCUGCAAGACAAGCUCGAAGUAUUGCCUAACGUAGGACGGGCAUUUGUCCAUGUCGACCACGAGACAACUCACACUCCCGAACACCGAAAAGUAGUUUGA
Messenger RNA from Sparassis crispa, 1221 nucleotides. RefSeq names its product CDF manganese transporter. Gene Ontology annotation, molecular function: monoatomic cation transmembrane transporter activity. The record is from RefSeq and is a predicted model, not a curated record. NCBI's taxonomy places the organism in Eukaryota, Fungi, Basidiomycota, Agaricomycetes, Polyporales, Sparassidaceae. The transcript has 14 exons. The coding region runs from base 1 to 1221 and encodes 406 amino acids. Gene Ontology annotation, biological process: monoatomic cation transport; transmembrane transport. Gene Ontology annotation, cellular component: membrane.